Molecule: messenger RNA, 1587 nt
Organism: Acanthaster planci (crown-of-thorns starfish)
Lineage: Eukaryota; Metazoa; Echinodermata; Asteroidea; Valvatida; Acanthasteridae
Biological process (GO): proteolysis
Molecular function (GO): serine-type endopeptidase activity
Source: RefSeq, a predicted model, not a curated record
AUGCGUUGUCGUGAGCUCCAAGCCUACAUUUUCGUCGGUGCUCUGUGGGCGUUGCUGCAGGCAAGCUCCGGCUACUCGCCGCCUGUGAUACAGAAUUCGGACGGCUCAUUGGGCGGCCAGUACUUGAUCAAGAUUAAGGCGGGGUAUGACAUUGAUGCAGUGGCCAAGGAAAUCGAGGACCUGAUUGUUCCGGAUGACAGCAAGAGUAAAGUCCACGCCGAGAUUAAGCAUAAGAUUAAGAAUGUAGUGCCGGUCAUCGUAGCAAGACUAAAUUUCAAAGCCCAAGAAAAGAUCCAGACAGUUGCGGGUAUUGAAUAUAUUGAGGAGGAUGGAAUAGUCAAGGAGGAGAACUUGGCUUCAGAUAAAGACACCAAAGUCCCGAAAGACUAUGGGUUAGACAGGAUCAACCAGUUGGAUAGUGGGUUGGAUGGAAACGUCACCAUCAAUGGGGACGGUUUUGGUACAAACAUAUAUCUUCUGGACACGGGAAUUCAAGACCUCCAUCGUGACUUCGAGUGCCGUGCCCGACAUGCCUAUGACGCAUUUGGAGGUGACGGCUUCGACACUUGCACAGGCCACGGGACUGCGGUUGCUGGCAUUAUAGCUGGGAGCCGCUACGGUGUGGCCAAGCGGGCAACCAUGCACUCCCUCAAAGUCAUUGGCUGCGAGGCUGAGACGGGAAGUUACGAAAACCACGCCGUCAGCUAUGUCAUGCUAGGCCUUGACUGGGUGAUGCGGAACAAAGUGUCCCCCUGCGUAGUGGUGCUGGCACUAUCCACCGGCGGGUCCCGGGUCCUGGACGAGGCCGUCAAGACUAUCCACGACGCGGGCUGCGUAGUGGUGGCCGCGGCCGGCAGAAGCGAGCUCGCCAAGACGGACGAGGGGCAGCCCAAGUUCUUCCCCGUGGGCCUGGGCUACAGGGCACCCCUGCCUCCCACCACGCCCGAUCCCAACAAGGUCGACCUCGAUAACUACAUCCAUGAGGCGUGCGCGAGGUCACCAGCACGAUCCCCAUACGUUGUCACCGUAGCUGCAAUAGGGUCGACGGACACGGUGCCGUCGUGGAGCAACACAGGUCUCUGCGUCGAUCUCUUUGCCCCCGGUGAGAGCAUCUACACCGUCAACUUUAAGAAUGACGACGACUUCUUUUAUGCCAGCGGCACUGCUAUGGCCGCUGCGUAUGUCGCAGGUGCAGCGGCAGUUCACAUUGCCAACGGCGUAACAGAGGUCCCGGAUAUCCUGCCACCACAAGUGGUCAAUAACCUGGUCAAGAUGAAGAUCUUGAAAGAUACGAGCACCUGCAUGGUACUGAAUGCGGGUGAAGGCACUCCAAACCGCCUGCUUUACCUACAACCUAACUAGAGUACGGUGAUGGGGAGGUAUUGGCGUCGAUAAAGGUUACGUUAGAUUUAGGGGCUCAUCAACAAAAGACCAUGUCGUGCAAACAAGUGUCGAACCUCAUGGUAGAUCAACUUUGUUGUAUGGCUUUGGCCCGACAUUUUAUGGACUUGUGGGCUAUAUUUGUUUUGGUAAGCAAACUUAUGCGCUUGGCACAAAUCAGCUGUACCAGUCAUUUCCCAUUAUCUU